ACUGGGUGCGUCUCCACCUGCCGUGCGGAGCGCGCGGGCCUGGGGACGGCCGGGCUGCGCCCCGCUGACCGCCGGGCGGGUCAUGGGCGACCGCGAGCGCAACAAGAAGCGGCUGCUGGAGUUGCUGCGGGCGGCGGGCACCGGCAACGCGCACUGUGCGGACUGCGGGGCGGCAGAUCCCGACUGGGCCUCUUACAACCUGGGGAUCUUCAUCUGCCUCUACUGCUCCGGCGUCCACCGCAACUUCCCGGACAUCAGCAGAGUUAAAUCCGUGAGACUUGACUUCUGGGACGACAGCAUCGUGGAGUUUAUGACCCACAACGGAAACCUCCGUGUGAAGGCCAAGUUCGAAGCCAGAGUCCCAGCUUUCUACUACGUCCCCCAGGCCAACGACUGCCUGGUCUUGAAGGAGCAAUGGAUUCGAGCAAAAUAUGAGAGACAGGAAUUUAUGGCCGAUGGGAAAAUCGUCUCCCCACCAGGCAACCGGGAAGGCAUCCUGUGGAAGCGAGGGCGGGACAACGCACAGUUCCUGAGAAGGAGGUUUGUCCUUCUGGCAAGAGAAGGCGUUCUGAAGUACUACACUAAGGAGGAGGGUAAAAGCCCCAAGGCUGUCAUCAGCAUCAAGGACUUGAAUGCCACCUUCCAGACAGAGAAGAUAGGGCAUCCUCACGGACUGCAGAUCACCUACAGGAAAGAGGGCCACACCAGGAACCUGUUUGUGUAUCACGAGAGUGGGAAGGAGAUAGUGGACUGGUUCAAUGCCCUCCGUGCAGCCCGGCUGCAGUACCUGCAAACGGCCUUUCCUGAGCUCCCAGAGUCGGAGCUCCUGCCCCACCUCACGAGGAAUUACCUCAAACAAGGCUUCAUGGAGAAGACGGGUCCAAAGCACAGAGAACCUUUCAAGAAAAGGUGGUUCGCCCUGGAUCCCCAGGAGCGGAGGCUGCUCUAUUACAAAAACCCACUGGACGCCUUUGAGCAGGGCCAGGUCUUCCUCGGGAGCAAGGAGCACGGGUACGAAGUCUGUGAAGACCUGCCCAAGGGCGUCCGGGGGAACCGCUGGAAGGCCGGCCUCACCGUGGUCACCCCGGAGCGGAGAUUCGUCCUCACCUGCCCCAGCGAGAAGGAGCAACGCGAGUGGCUGGAGAGUCUGCGGGAGGUCCUGGCCCGCCCCCUGACGCCCCUCCACCUCCUCGCUGCAUCAACAGGAAGUGGCCAUAGCAGCAGGUGAUUGGUCCCUCAGGAGCUGGCUGCCCACUGAACACCUGGAGCUCCUGGUGGGAAGAAGUGUGCACUUUGGCCACCCAGAGGAAGUGCCUCACAGUCAGCAGCCUCCCCCACUGGCCAGCCUUGGGGACCUGGGGCUCUGGCACACAGAUGAACACAUGUGCCUCCCGCGCCCUGCGUAUACCCAGGCUUGAAAUGGCCACACGGGCCAGGACUUCCUCACACCACGUGAUGCCUCAUGCAGGUGGCAUCUGGCCCACACUCAGAAAGUUUAGUCUGGACCUCACCAAGCAAAUGCGCAUUGGAGGCCUUGUGCUGAAAAACUGGCCUGGACUCGCUGAACCGUCAGUGUUGUGAAAGGGGAAGUAGUCUGGGAACUGCCUGAGGUUCAAGGAGACGAAGACUCAGCAACCAAGUCGACUCUUGAUUGGACCAUGGAUCUGGCAAGGGCAGAACUGGAGGAAUCAGAGUGUGGAAAUAUGAAUGUAUAUUGGCUAACAGUGCUGUAAGAUCGAUAAUUGUGUCCUGUUUUUGUAGAAUGCUCUUGUUCUUAGGAGACAUAUGCUGAAGUAUUUAGGGAUCAAAUGUCAUGUCUACAACUGAUUUCUUAAAUGGCUCAGCAAGAAAAUUAGUGUAUGUGUACACAUACUUAUACAGAGUAUAUAAAUAUGUAUGGGAGGGGUCAGUGCCGGGGGGCAGGGUUAGGCCACAUAGGAGAGCUAGAUCCAGUCCUGGCUGCUCCACUUCUGAGCCAGCUCUCUGCUAGUGUGUCUGGGAAAGCAGCGGAGGAUGACGCAAGUGCUUGGGCCCCUGCACCCAUGAGGGAGACCUGCACAAAGCUCCCGGCUCCUGGCUUCAGCCUCGCCCAGCUUCUGCCAUUGUAACUACAUUAUGAGUGAACCAAUGGCAGGAAGAUCUCUCGCUAACUCUGCCUGUCAAAUACAUUUUUUUUUUUUGACAGGAAGAGUUAGACAGUGAGAGAGAGAGACAGAAAGAAAGGUCUUCCUUCCAUUGGUUCACCCCCCAGAUGGCCACCACGGCUGGCACGCUGCACCAAUCCGAAGCCAGGAGCCAGGUGCUUCAUGUGGGUGCAGGGCCCAAGCACUUGGGCCAUCUUCCACUGCCUUCCCAGGCCACAGCAGAGAGCUGGCCUGGAAGAGGGGCAACUGGGACAGAACUGGCGCCCCAACUGGGAUUAGAACCCGGGGUGCUACAGGUGGAAGGGUAGCCUAGUGAGCUGCAACACC
Molecule: messenger RNA, 2471 nt
Organism: Lepus europaeus (European hare)
Lineage: Eukaryota; Metazoa; Chordata; Mammalia; Lagomorpha; Leporidae
Gene: ADAP2
Product: ArfGAP with dual PH domains 2
Exons: 11
Coding region: 83-1228 (381 amino acids)
Biological process (GO): positive regulation of GTPase activity
Cellular component (GO): plasma membrane; intracellular membrane-bounded organelle
Molecular function (GO): GTPase activator activity; phosphatidylinositol bisphosphate binding
Source: RefSeq, a predicted model, not a curated record